Molecule: messenger RNA, 504 nt
Organism: Eremothecium cymbalariae DBVPG#7215
Lineage: Eukaryota; Fungi; Ascomycota; Saccharomycetes; Saccharomycetales; Saccharomycetaceae
Gene: EMA19
Product: Ema19p
Exons: 1
Coding region: 1-504 (167 amino acids)
Cellular component (GO): endoplasmic reticulum
Source: RefSeq, a predicted model, not a curated record
AUGCUAUCUCUAUUGGAACAGAAAUUCUACUACUUCUUCUUCCUUAUUAAUAUCCCGAUAAGCACUAUCAUCGAUUCAACAUCUGUCAUCCCUGAAAAAUAUCACCUGGCCCCAGGCCUACUCAAUUGGCAUAUUAGAACCAAUAAUGACUUCAUUCUAUAUGAGAACGACACAAUCCUUAAGGUUUUCACCGCUAUAGAAUUACUUUUCCAAGUUCCUUUUUACAUCUUCGCUACAAGAAGUCUUUUAAAAUUCUGGAAACUCUCCUCAAUGAACACGGAUGAAGCGAAAGCCGCUCGUUUUACAUUGUGGCAUAAACUAGCUGUGCUUAUGCGCCUUUACGGUUUAAACGCCUCGAGCACCACGCUGUACCUGCUUUGGCAAAUCUGGCACCGUGGCUACUACCCUACAACCGGCCUUCCUAUGUCCCCACAAGAUAAAUUGAAACUUGGCCUACUUUACUUGCCCUACUUCUUGCUUCCUGUCAGACUAAUUUUCGCGUAA